Messenger RNA from Mauremys reevesii (Reeves's turtle), 8887 nucleotides. RefSeq names its product zinc finger DBF-type containing 2 (gene ZDBF2). The record is from RefSeq and is a predicted model, not a curated record. Gene Ontology annotation, biological process: genomic imprinting; epigenetic programming of gene expression. Gene Ontology annotation, molecular function: nucleic acid binding; zinc ion binding. NCBI's taxonomy places the organism in Eukaryota, Metazoa, Chordata, Testudines, Geoemydidae. The coding region runs from base 456 to 3563 and encodes 1035 amino acids. The transcript has 8 exons.
CAGGGGCGGGAAGGGAAAGGGCAUCACUAGGGGUCUAAUCCCCAGCGUGGGGCUGGUCCCGUGACUGUGCAUGUGGGCAGCCCACGGCCCGAGCGGCAAAUAUCACUGGUAACUACCCGGGAGCCUCGUGGGCGUGUGGAAGGGACGUGUGGGCUCUGAAAUCGGGACUGGCAGUGGCCAGGGUGGCGCUGGAGGCCGUUACCCCGGAUAUAUUUGUCUCUCAUGCGUCAACUAUAUACAGCAGAAUCUUGGCAAACAAUCUCCUCUGAAAAUGAUAUUUCUCUGACAGCUAUUGGGGUGCUUGAGGCCUUACAAAUUUACACCCUACCCUUUGUUGACAGUGGAGAUGAGAAUGGGUGAGUGUCCUGUGCAGAAAAUGGCCUCCUGUCUGAGCUCUAGUGUUCAACAGCCUUGAAAUCAGCUUUUGGUGGGGGCCAAAGGUUGGCAACACCAAGAUGUUUGACAGGAACAAGCCAACUGAUGAAGCUUCUGCUUCUUCAGCACAAGGUAUAGAAAGACGAGGUAUCGAAGGAUCCCUACAACAGGAGAGCAGUAGCAGUGUAAGCAUACGAGGGCCAGAGCAGGCUGGACCUGGGUUAUUCAGUGUGCAAAAUAGACAAGGCUAUUGCAACUGCUGCCACGUGCACUACAGCAAUCUUGAACAGCAUGUUUUCAGUUCCCAGCACAGACAUUUCACCAUGUACUGCAGGAAUCGCACAGGUACCACCACCCUGAUGGAGCGUUUCCUGCAAGAUGUUCUGCAACAUCAUCCCCACAGAUACCAUGACAACAGACCAACAUAUGAUGACAUGCCAUUUCCCAUCUCCCCAAUGGCUCCCCAGGAUGUUUUCCUGCUUCCAGAAGAGGAGGAGAAAGAGGUGGUAAGAAGCAUACGGGAGAUGCCUGGCACAAACAGUGAAUCCAUUGUUAAAGCAUGCGCCCCUUCUCCUUGCAGAUCUCAGGAGGGCAUAAAGUCAAUUUCUGUACCACAGACAUUUAUCCAAAAACUAAAGAUGGGACAGGAACACAUCUUAAAAAUAUCUCAGCAAACUUUGGACAUCUGUAGCAGUGAGAAAAAACAUACACUAAUGGAUGGCGCUCAGAUUGCAAAUAGUAGCCAUGAUGGCCAGUUUACAGAUGUGAGCCCAGUAUCUCACCAUUUGCGUAGCACCCCUUUAUGUCACAGUUCUCCUGUUAGCCCUGUAAUUGCAAAAAAUAUUAGGUACUCAGCAACAUCAAAUUUGAUUCCAAGUAGCAGAUAUGAUCAUAUUCAGAAGGAUGUAUGCCACAAGGAUGGAUCAUUAAACACAAAUCCUAAUCCUGUUCUGGCAUCAGUCCACCCAAAAAAACCUUCAUUUUCACGUCAGAGACCUACCUGCAGCCAAGGCAACGCUUCAUAUAUUAUCUCAGGUCAAUCUUUUUUUAAACUAGAUGGUUUACAAUCUCAGGAUGAAACUUUGGUGUCUGACUUCUGUCUCAGGGAUCUUGUGGGUACUAGCAACUCACUAAGUUUUGGGGCAUCCCCACAUUUAACAAGAUACAAAGACGUGAAGGUGAGCAGGGUUGAUGAAACUUCAGUAGAUGAGAUAAUUGAAGAAGUCAUUCUGAAGUACUGCCAUGGAGCUCCACCUAAUGAGUUGUCUUGCAAAGAUGAAGAGAGUAAUUCCUAUUUAAAUAUUUCAUCACUUCUGGAUCACAAUAGUCUAGAGGGUUCUGAAAUGAGUUUUGAUUGUGAGGCACCUGUUUGCUCAGGAGCAGGCCUACCCAAGGCAGCUACAAAGGAUAUAGAAUUCCUAAAAGAGGUCCAAGUAAACUUGGAAGAUAGGAACUAUGGAACUCAACUUAGUUCUGUUCUAAAAGGUGGUUCAGUGGAGCAAACAGAAGCAGCAAAACAGGAUAUAAUAAUUCAUAAUGAGGAACCAGUUCUUCCAGCUCUGCCUCAUGUGCCUCCUUCCUUUGUGGGAAAGACGUGGUCCCAGAUAAUGUAUGAAGAUGAUAUAAAAAUUGAAGCACUUGUGCGUGAUUUCAAGGAAGGUCGUUUCCAUUGUCAUUUCAAUAGUGAACCCUCUGCCAACUGUACAGGGAAGGGGAUGAGGAAGAAGAAGCAGAAAGAUGAAAGAAAGAGUGACAUUGUUACAGGUAACAGAACAGAAACUUCGUCGAUUAAAGCAUUGCCAGAAUUGAAUGAUGCUAUAAGUGGUGGUUCUGAUUUUGAUAAUCUUUUGGCCUCUGAUACACUAUGCAACCCACAAAUACUUCAAAUGCCUAGAAAGAGGACGUGGCGCCUUGCUUCAAGAUGCCAAGUGGUCAAAGUCAGCCAUGGAACCCAAACCAGUUUAGUGAACUAUCCAAUAGUAAAAAGAAAAAUCAUUAGAAAGGAGCCUGAUCCACCGGAUCAGAAAGCAAACAUUAUUUGGUCAGAGAAUGAAAGAAUUUCAAAUAUGAAGACCAGACUGUGUGCCCUCAAGCUUCCUGAAGCAUAUACCAAAAUUAUGAGCCCUCUGCAGCCCAAGACAGUGGUUUAUGUCCUUUCAUGUCCAGAGAUUAAACAAUAUAAAGGCAAACCCAUAGAUGUUCCCAAAAUGAGGAGAAAUCACAGCUCCACAGACAGCAAGGAUUCUGUAAGGUACAGAUACAAACAAUGUUCUCUUAAGUAUUAUGACCCACUGACAAAUCGAAUUCUGAAAACACCUCCCAAGAGCACAGUUAGAGAAAAAGCCAAAAAGCCCUCCCAUGUUCGACAACUGUUUAGGAGUCUAAGCUUUGAUGCAAACACACAGAAAUUAUCUGAUACACAGAAAGAAUGUACACCAUCUAAAUUCUUCAACUGGCCAGGCUUCUAUAGUUCUUCUUCAGCGACUUUCCUGUCAGAUCCAGUUAAAGGGAAUGAUAUGAAUUCAAGUCUGAGGACAGAUGGAGCUUCCAUUUCCACAGAAAGGUCUGAUUUUCCGAUAUUUGUUCACUCAGAGAAGUCCUAUAAACACGUAGUCAUUUCACCUUUCAACUCCCAUCAGUCUCAGAUAGAAGGAGAUGUUAGAUUAACCCCAGUUAAUAGCAGGGUUGCCAAAACACCUUUGAAGUCAAUCAGGAGCGAACGAUUGGAGAGGGAGAAUUCAAAGACAAUGUGGAAGAGGAAAGAAGGCACUAGUAGAGAACCAGGUUUUUCCAAAAAGGCUUCAGGACCCAUGUCUGUCAAUUGUGGCCUUGUGAGAAGAGGAAGUAGAGCAGCCUCAGGCAAACAAGCAUCCAGAACUAAAAAGCAAAAAAAAGAGCAGAUAAGAAGGGAGCUCUCCUCUUGUGCCCAAAAAUCUUCUUCUGUCUUCUCCAUCCAUAGGCAUCAAACAAGGAAACCUACUUUGGGAAAGCACCUCAAAAAGGAAAAACUUGAUGCUAAAAAGCUAAUGGUUAGGAGGAAACCCAGGAGGACAUUUUUGAACUCUACAAUCAUUUCAGGGAUUACUGAAAAGAGGCAGAAAAUCACAGCAGGGUCUUUUCAGAAGAAGCCAGAACUAGCUUCUUCCAAAGUUAGGAGCUGGGAGAUAAGGGUCUCCCCAGCACUGUGAAACGGCCCUUACCAGGAGAUAGCUAGCCAAUAAAACAACAACAAACUUUUACUUACCCAACAACUGGGAAUAGGCUGAGGAAAAAGAGUGAACGGAAGGUGUUUAUACAAAAUCCAGGUGAUGUGCCAGAACUGCAGAUACAAUGAAUUGAAAGUCCAGUAAUAAACUACUGUAGCAACAAACUAAUUUCAUGUUGCUGGAAUAUGGGCACACUAUAUAUUGCACUGUUUUUCUUCGAGUGAUGGUCCCUAUUGAAUUCCACUGAGAAUUUGCAUGUGUGCCAUGCGUCUGGAGCUGGAGAGUUUGAAAGUAGUAGUGUCCAUUGGUCUGCACAUGCACCCUUGCCUUGCCUCAUGGAUUUGUACUAGGUGAUAAAGAGCGGGGUGGACGGACUGCAUAUCCAGUUCCUUCUCACAGCUGCAUGGUCCAAGUCAGAGCUAAUAGUGUCCUCUCAUCUCUGAUGCACUUUUAAAAGAAAAAUGUUUUAGAAAUUGUCUAUAGUUAGUUUUGUAUUCUGCUGUUAUUACUGUUUCUUAGGUAGUUAAGUUUUUAGUAAUAGUUUUUGUAGGAUUUGGACUUUGGGGGAAUCUGUUUUUCUAGUCCCCAGCAGUCACACGCCGGUGCUGGAUUAUGCCGAAGAUGCCAGGAUUCAAGAUUUGCGCUUCCUGCCCCCGUUUUGUUCUCCAUCAGCGAUGAGCACCAACACUGCUUGGGAGAAGCCCAUAUUUUAUCAGCAGGAUCUGCCAGUCCUUCCCAAAUCAUACCUGAGAAGGCCGGGCUUUCCUCCUCAAGAAGCACCUCAUGGAGGUUACCAUGACGCUGCAGUUGGACCCAGUCCAGUGACCCACCCCUGUACAUCUGCCUGAGAAACCUAGUAGUGUGCCUCUGGCCUCGGAGCUUGAACCUGGCUCUGGUGGUACCGCUGCUAUGGACCCCAUGCCAGGGCCUAGUCGGGAGGCAAGGAAGCAUGGACAUAAGCAUGGCAGUAAGUCUUCCUCCAAGCCAAAAAAGAAUGAUGCACCUUCCAUGAGUUCCAGCCACAGAGAAGCAGCCUGUUCCAAGGUACCCAUGCUUGACACAAAAUUUGUGCAGACCAACAGAUCUGCCAGUACAGAGAACCAAGCUGCACAUGCCUUCAGUGUCAGCUGCCCUUAAGACAAGGGAGCCACCAGUUCCUGGACAGUCCUCUGCUCUGGUGCUGGCUACAGAACAGGUACCGUUGAUGCUGGGAUGCUUGGAGAAAGCACCGGAGUCACAUGAGUAGUUUGCCCUGGGGGAACCAAGAUGUUCGCAUCUUCCUCUGCCACCUGCACCUAGAGAAGGCUGAUCUUCUAUCUGGCAUUUGCCACAGUCAGGCCCCACUUGGAUGCCUCCUUCUGUGGAUUGCAUGUUUCUGAUGGUACUGCCAUUGGAACCAGGAUCUGAGUUCUCAUUGUCCUUGGAUUCCGACGGAGCACAAGAGCCGCUCAUUCCCUAUUACCAGUAUGAGUACCCAAAAGGACUGUCAGUGGCGUGGCAAUACCCUCCCUCCCCCAACAGAGAAUCCACUGGUUUCCUUCACCCUGGGGCCCUUCGCAACAUCCACUCAAUCAGUCUUUCUGGCCCUAUUGAGGGUCCUGAUCUCAGUACCUACUCUCAGAGCCUGCUUAUUCCACGAGGGAGGCUUUGCCUCUGUUCCCGGUUAGGGCACCCUUGAGAGACGCUCUGAACAAGUUAUGGACGAUGAACGCUCAGUCCUGUUCCAAUGGUACUGCCAGAGCAGGAAUGCUUCCCUUCAUCCUCCUCAAAUGCUGCAGUCACUUCAGCCUCCCCUUUGUCUCCUGGUGACUUUUGCCAGUUCCAAGAACUUCUGCAAAGGAUGGCGGAUGAGCUGCAUAGUCCACUGGAGGAAGUACAAGACAAACUGCAUCAGCGCCUGGACAUCUUUCAUUCCUUGGUAUUGAGCAGGGUUGCCCUACCAAUCAACAAUGCUAUUCUUCAGCCAGCUUGAAUGGUUUGGCAUAUCCCGGCCACAUGAACACAGAGAAGAGAUACUACGUACCAACCCAGGGGUCGGAGUUUUCUUUCCCUACCCCAAUUCUCUCGUGGUGCAAGCAGCAACGGAACGCUCCAGACAAUGACAUCUGUGCUCCACCCCGACAGAUAAUCAAGGCAAACAUUUAGAGCUCCUGGGAUGCAAGGUCUUCUCUUCAGCAAACUACCAGAUUUCAAACUACCAGGCUUUGCUGGCCAAUUAAUGAUGGCAAAGUGAAGGACUUUAUUGAAAAGCUGCCUCAGCAAGAUUGAGCAUGUUUCCAGUCUAUCCUGGAGGAGGGUAAGCUGGUGGCUAGAAUGGUGCUUCAGUUAGCUGUGAAUGCUGCAGAUACUACCUCAUGCUCGAUGGCCACAGGCAUUGUCAUGCAAAGGGAAUCAUGGCUUCACUCAUGCAGUUUUCCCAGAUAAUGGCAGAAUACUAUUGAGGACCUUCCUUUUGAUGAGUCACCUGUUUAAUCAGAAAACCGAUAAAUCUCUCCAUCCCCUCAAGGAUUCCAGAGCCACACUUAGAUUGCUGGGUAUCUAUACACUUGAACGCAAGAAAAAUUCUACUGCCCACCCCCUACAGUGAUUCACGUCUCCCUAGUUCUUCCAUCAGAGGCCAUAUAAACCUCAUUGUAAGUGCCAGAAGACCCAGCGAAUCCCACCCUCCAGACCCGACUUCUCAGGCUUCAUCCUCUUACAUGCAAUCUGCUCAGAAGUGAUAUUUCUGUGUACCACUAGAGAACCGUCAACCACCAGGCCCUCUGCCAUGGAGCCAACCCAUCCCCUUUGGGAGUCAUCUAGCACUCUUCUUACCAGCUUGGAGUGCAAUAACUGAUAAGUGGGUCCUGGAUGACAUCCGCUAUGGUUAUACAAUUGAGUUCACCACACUACCUCAUCCAGAUCCCCUGCCUUGAUCCCUUUUCAGAGACCACUCUCAUGACAGCAUCCUUGCCCUAAAAAUAGACUCUUUUUACUGCAAAGGGGAGCAAUAGAGCACAUUCUUUCAAACUAUCAGGGCACAGGGGUUAUUCCACUUACUUCCUGGUACCCAAGAAAAAGGGUGUCUGGAGACCAAUCCUGGACCUACAGCACUUCAGCCGCUUCAUCUGCAAGCCAAAGUUUGGUAUGGUUACCUUAGCAGCCAUCAUACUUUCUCUAGAAAAAGGCAUGUGGGUUUACGGCUCUAUUUUCAUAUAGACAUCCAUCCAACCCACAGAAGACUCAGGAGGUUCAUGUUGGGUCCUCAGCAUUUUCAAUGCGGGGUUCUACCAUUUGGACGCACCAUUGCUCCCCGGGUCUUCACCAAGGUUUUCUCUGUCAUAACAACCCACCUCAGGCACACUGGAGACCUUAUUUUUCCUCUUCCUCACACCCUCACGCUCAGUGGAAUACAAUAAGGACUAUCACUUGAAGAAGAACAUGUUACUUACCUGUAACUGGAGGUUCUUUUGAGAUGUGGGUCCCUAUCUGUAUUCCACUUUCCUCUCUGCUGCCCCUCUGUUGUGAUCUAUUUGAUUUGUGGUGGAGAAGGAACUGGAGACACGGUCGGUCUGCUCCACCCUUUAUUGCCUUGGACAAAUCCAUGAGGCAAGGGAAGGGUGCAUGUGCGGACCAAAGGACACUACUGCUUUCAAAUUUUCUGGCUCCUGACACAUGACAUGCAUGCAUAAACCCUCUGCAGAAUACAGAUAGAGACCACCCAUCUCGAGGGUAAGUAUCCUCCUCUUCUAUUGUGUAAAGUUACAGAAAUUUGUUUAUUUGUUUAAAUUAAGCACUUAGGACCUUAUUUACUACACUUCAGUGCACUGUCACCCUUUACAGGAGACAAACUGUGAGCUUGACUUGUAUCAUAUUGUAUUGUGUGAUAGUAAAUUCAGUGCAUUAUGGCGCACUAGACUAUAAUAAAGUAUCAUGUAGAAUCAACGUUACUUAUUGUGCCUACCUUUCUUCACAAUUGUAAAGUGUAAAGAUAUGAUUAAACAAUUGCACUAGAAAUUAAACAGAGUAAUAUUAAUUAGUAAGGAAUAUGUAUUUUGUGUUUGUAUGUGUAUAUUCACACCUAAUUUAUACAUACAAUACAUUUUCAAGACUGUUUCAAAGGCAGUUUAAAUUAAUACAGUAUGAUACAAAGCAGAUCUGUGCAAUGGUGUCUUCAACAAAAUAUACAAUUACAGUAUUGUAGCAAAUUGUGUAAUUAGUGUUUUUCUAAAACCAUGUCCAACUUUAUUGGACAAAACAAGAGCACUGUGAACUUUCACUCUAGCAAUAACGGAUGGUGUUGGUAAGGAAAUAAUAAUCUUUCCAGUACUAUACAAGCAACAUGGUUGAGGUCCUAAUGAAACCUCAAAAACCAAAAGAAAGUUAAAGUUAAAUCUGAAAAUUUAGCUUAAUGGUUUGAUUCAAAAUUCACCUUUGAAUCGUUGAAAAGAGCAGAGAAAAAGGUUGUACUGGUGAGUGUGAAUGACAGUGGGUUAUCCUAAAUUUCAGCCUUAACUGUUAAGUCCUUUUGGUUUUUUUGUGUAUUUAAAGCAGACCUGUUUUUACUUCAACUUAGUUUACUGUAGUUGAGAGUUUACUUCUUUUUAAAACUUAGUAAAAUAUUUUAAAAAAUCUAAGGCCAUGAGAGUUUAGUCAGCUAAGGACUAUUUUGUAAAUACUUAACUGCAGUUUUUAAAUAAUCAUAUUCCAUACUGACUUAUGGUUGGUUAUUGACCGUCUUAACAAUUCCACAUACCUCUAGGUGGGUCCCUGCUAAAUUCACAGCCAUGAAAAACACGUCAUGGACCAUGAAAUCUGGUCUCCCCUGUGAAAUCUGGCUAUUGUAGGGUAGUCACGAUAUUGCCACCCUUACAUUUGUGCUGCCUUCAGAACUGGGCAGCCAGAAAGUGGCAUCUGCUGGCCAGGCGUCCACCACCACCAGUGCAGAAGUAGGAGUGGCAUAGUAUGGGUGGGGUCAUGACUUUUGAGGGAAGCAGGCCUGGCCUUACAGUGGGCGAUGUGGGUUAACCUCCCAGGGUGCCGUGGUCAGGAGGGUACUGUGGUCUCACCCCUCCCCCUCCCAACUAAGGCCUCUUUAACCCCCAAGCACUGGUCCCGGAGCUGGGGAGGGGCUGGGCUGUGGGAGCCCUGGUUGGGGGCUUCUACCAGGCGCUGGGCUCCAGCUGCUAAUUCUGGCUUGGGUGGGAAGGGAUGGGACUUCCUCUUCCUCUGCACAGGUCACACCCACCUCUGGGAACCUCCCCGGGCUGUAGGAAGUUCUGUGGCUGCUGGCUGGGAGCCCAGCUCUGAAGGCAGCGCCGCCACCA